GAGGGGGAACCCGCUCUCUCCGUGCUGAGAAAGAGCAGGAGUUAGAGGCUGGGAAGAGUGUUAAGUCCAUUCCAGAGGGAUGUAACCGAAUGAGAGAGGGAGAGACAGGUAAAGAGAGGAGAGACAGAGAGAGAAAGAGGCAGGGAAAGAGAAAGAAGAAGAAGAAGAAAAAAGAAUGAGCAGGAUAUGAAGAGGACAUCAUCGGAAGGAUUGCAUUGCACUGAUGAUCAGAACAGGGGUAUUUCCAAGGAGCAUCUAAAAGUGAAGAGCUCUAAGAUAUGAUCCAGCCAGAUCUUACAGUGGGGUGACAGUACUAUGAUUUGGUAUGUGGCCACUUUGCUAGCGGGUGUAAUCAGCACUAGAGGAUCGGCAGCUCAAGGUGCUCGCAGUGCAAGGGAGGAGCCCCAGUUUGUGACUGCCCGUGCUGGUGACAGCGUGAUUCUAGGAUGUGAUGUUGUGCACCCAGUGACAGGGCAGCAGCCCCCUUAUGUGGUAGAGUGGUUUAAGUUUGGAGUUCCCAUCCCAAUAUUCAUCAAGUUUGGCUUCUAUCCUCCUCAUGUGGACCCCGAAUAUGCAGGUCGGGCCAGUCUAUAUGACAAGGCUUCAUUGCGAAUUGACCAGCUCCGCUCAGAGGACCAGGGAUGGUACGAAUGUAAGGUGCUUAUGUUGGACCAGCAAUACGACACAUUCCACAAUGGCAGCUGGGUAUAUAUCACAGUAAAUGCUCCCCCUACAUUCACGGAAACGCCUCCCAUCUAUGUGAAAGCCAAGGAAGGAAGCAGCAUCACCCUCACGUGCACAGCGUUUGGGAACCCCAAGCCUGUCGUAAGCUGGCUGCGAGACAAUGUACUGCUUGAGAACAACCGGAAGUACACGGUGAGUAAUGGAAGUCUUACCAUUUCAUUGGUGGGCCGGAGCGAUCGUGGGCCCUAUACCUGCCGGGCUUACAGUAUUCAGGGAGAGGCUGUCCACACAUCUCGCUUGGUGGUUCAAGGUCCGCCUUUUAUCAUUUCUCCACCAGAAAAUAUAACAGUGAACAUAUCUCAAGAUGCCUUCUUCACCUGCCAAGCAGAAGCAUGUCCUGAAAACCUAACUUACACCUGGCUCUGGGAGGAUGAAAAUGUCUUCUUUAAGAGUGACCUGAAUCUGAGAGUGCGGAUUUUUGUUGAUGGAAUGUUGAUCAUCUUCCGAGUCAAGCCCGAGGAUGCUGGGAAGUAUACCUGUGUACCUAGUAACAGCUUUGGGCAUUCUCCUUCAGCCUCAAGUUACUUGACAGUUCAGUAUCCAGCACGAGUUGUCAACAUGCCUCCUGUCAUUUAUCUGCCCGUUGGAAUGCCUGGAUAUAUCAGGUGCCCAGUGGAUGCAGAUCCUCCAGCGACCCAAGUCAAGUGGACCAAAGAUGGACGGCCACUGAGGAUUGAAAAGUUUCGUGGUUGGAAUUUGCUGAAUGAUGGGACCAUUGCACUGGAUGAAUCCACGGAAGAAGCUCUUGGCACUUAUACCUGCAUGCCUUACAAUGCUCUAGGUACCAUGGGACAAUCUAGCCCUGCUCGACUGGUGCUUAAGGAUCCCCCUUACUUUACGGUGCUACCAGGCUGGGAAUAUCGGCAGGAAGUAGGCCGAGAACUGGUCAUUCCAUGUGCUGCUGCAGGUGAUCCAUUCCCUGUAAUCUCCUGGAGGAAGGUAGGGAAGCCCAGUAAAAGCAAGCACAACAUCCUUCCAAGCGGCAGCCUACAAUUCAAAGCUCUCAGCAAAGAGGACCACGGACAAUGGGAAUGUGUUGCCACGAAUGUGGUCACAAGCAUCACUGCCAGCGCACAUCUGACUGUAAUCGGCACAAGUCCACAUGCUCCAACCAAUGUUCGAGUCACAGCCGCAAUGACCUCUGCUAAUGCCUCGUGGGACCCAGGUUAUGAUGGUGGAUAUGAGCAGACAUUCACAGUCUGGUAUGGCCCUGUGGUAAAGAGGGCUAUGCUGGGACCCCAUGACUGGAUUUCGUUGCCUGUAUCCACGGGCCUUACCUGGUUAUUGGUGGAGGGCCUGGAGGCUGAGACUGCAUAUCAGUUCAGUGUGCUAGCACAGAAUAAACUUGGCACAGGGCCCUUCAGUGAAGUCGUCACUGUGAACACACUGGCUUUCCCUGUUACCACCCGAGAACCACUGGUGCUGCUUUCUCCACCAAGGUGCCUAACAGCCAAUCGAACACACCAAGGAGUAUUGCUGUCUUGGCUUUCACCAGCCAACCAUAGCUAUCCAAUCAGCCAUUAUGUCAUGGAGUUCCGCCUGGGAGAGAGGUGGGAGAUCUUAGAUGAAGCAAUACCAGGGACUGAAACCGAACUGCUGACCAAGGAGUUAUCUCUGGACUCCUGGUAUGAAUUUCGUGCAAUGGCUGUCAUGCAGGACCUGAUCAGUGAACCAAGUAAUAUCGUUGGGGUUUCUAGUUCAGACAUCUUUUCACCACCUGACGUGCCAGAGGAAGGCCUAGCCCGUCCUGUUGUGGCUGGGAUUGUCGCCACCAUCUGCUUCCUGGCAGCAGCCAUUUUGUUCAGUACUCUGGCUGCUUGCUUUGUGAACAGGCAGCGGAAGCGGAAAAAUAAGAGGAGGAGGGAUCCUCCUCUCUCAAUAACACACUGCCGAAAGAGUGUGGAAUCCCCAUCCUCCUCAGGAAAGGUGAGUCCUGAAAGCGUCAGGACACUCCGAGCUCCGUCAGACUCCUCUGAAGAUGCUCAAGCCAUACAUGCCAAGAUGAUGAGUCCUGGCAGGGAAAGGGAACUGUCCCUGUACAAAAAGACAAAGCGGGCAAUAACCAGCAAGAAGUACAGUGUCUCCAAGCAUGAGGCUGAGGCUGAUGUCACAACCCCUAUCGAACUCAUCAGCAGAGGCCCUGACGGACGAUUCAUUAUGGAUCCCACAGAGAUGGAAACAUCGUUGAAGACGAGGAGGAUUGAGGGCUUUCCCUUUGCAGAAGAGACAGAAACUUAUCCUGAAUUCCGGCAGUCCGACGAGGAAAACAAUGAGACGCUUACUCCUACUGCCAUUAUGAGCUUGAAGUCUCAGCUUUCACCUCUUUCAUCUAGUCAAGAGUCAUACUUACAGCCACCAGCAUACAGUCCAUCGUUCCAGAAAGAAGACGAAAGCAUGGGAGGCUUAGAUGCCAGACUACAGGCCACCGGCCAGGCCAGGCGACCGGCAAAACGUUACUCUCAGAGCCAGUUUUAUGGCUAUCUCAGCAGUAGCUCAGCAGACCAAGAUGGUCAGCCAUUUUACAUGCCAGAUAUCAGUCCCCUCAGUUCAGUGAUGUCUUCACCUCUAUUACUUGCUGAAGGACCAUACGGUCACCCCACCCUCCCUGCAGAUCACGGAGAUUCUGAAGGACAGCAGUUGGUCACUUCCAGUAGCACCCUGCCUUUGACUCACACUCCAAGCACUAUGCGGUCUCCAGAGCAAUGGAGAAGGAAGAAGUUGUCGAUAAGCAGCAUUGAAAGCUCUCCGGUCAUGUUCUCGCACCAUCAAGAAACCCCCGAGAGUACACUGCCAAAGGCUGGUCUUCCAAGGGGCGGCCCCCCUUCCUCACUCCAGGUCUCAGCACCCUACCACAGUGUGCUGCAACUGGAGGUACCAAAGAGUCAGACUGGCAAAGCUCCCAGCAAAAGUAAAGGAUCUGCCUCUCUCUCUCAAAAAUACCCACAUCAACCUAUGCAACAGACCAGCCACGGGCAGCUAAAGCAUACCAGCCAUGGUAUAAGUGCACCCACAUUGCCUUACACUGAAUCAGCCAAACAGGCUGGUCCCAGUGGUACAAGCACAUUCAGUCUGGACACCAGGUGGUACGAACCAAGACCCAGGCCCAGACCCAGCCCUAAGCAAGGCAGAAGGACUGAGGCCAGUUUACACCAGGUGGUUCUGCAGCCUUCCCGGCUCUCCCCUUUGAGUCAGAGUCCUCUGAGUUCCCGUCACGCAUCCCCAGAGAUCUCAUCCCGUCCACGGCCUCGGCCCAGUGUAAUGCAGCCCUCCCGCGACAUCUUCCCUGCAGGUAUCUCUGUGGAGAUGUCCGAAAUUACCCUUCAGCCUCCUGCUGUCGUUAGCUUAUCCAGAAGGUCCUCUCCGUCCUCCUCACCAGCACAAAGCAGCACUGCUGGCCAGGGCAGCAGACGAGGAAGCCCCAGUUAUAGACCUCAAAUGGCACUGACACCUUCGACAGGCAGCUACACAGGAUCCCUUUCUCCUGCAACAGGGCACAGCGAGUUUUAUAGUCAGAUUCCUUCCCAAAGGAGGAGAGAUGAAGACAGUCCUCCUUUUGAACACCCACCUUCACACUUAUCUACUUCAGGGUAGGUAUUUGAAAAAAAAUGUUGAAGUUGAUCAGUUGGAAAGCCAGAUUGAUUUCUUCCACUAAGUAUUAUUGAUGUAUUGUGGAGUUCCUAUGGUCCAAGAUAGUUGCCUCUGUCUAUCAAGUGUGUAUAAAUCUUGUCAGUGCUGCGCAUUCAUAACAUCGAGCUGGGGAGGGAAACAACCUCUAAAAAUAGACUAGAUGUCACAACUACAUAACGUUCUAAAUAUGGAUAAAGAUCUAAUACAACUGUAAAUCAUCAGAAUGCUAAUUGUGGUCAAAUUCUUGGGCAAAAGUCACAUGUGAUAUAUGUCAGGAUUUGAAAUGAUUAGUGAAAGAAAUUGUUAUACAGAUAUUAUAAUUGACAACCUGAAACAGCGUCUGGUGUUUACAUUGCUAACAGACAAGAUAUUGCCAUCACUGAUGAAGUAACGGGGCUUGCCACUGGUUUCAAAGAAACCUGAACACAGCUGUUUAGGAAUCUCUGUGGCAUGAAUUGCACCAAUGCUGGCAUCAGUUGCUGUUAGACAUCACCUCUAGGGGAGCUGAGGUGUCUGUCAAUAGUGUUGACAUCACUGAACAGUCAAUUACAUUUUUGAAGCCUGAUACAACAAACUAGGAAGUGGAUAAAACAUAUGCCAAGAAAUUCAGCCCUGGAGAUUAGCCCCAAAUGCACCAUAUAGUAAUAUGAUGCACUGCAUCCUGCCUCAAAAUUCAUUUGAUUGAACCAAUGUAAUUGAAUUUCAGAGGCAGGAUGUACCACGUAACUUCUCCUAUAUGGUAUAUUUCACUAUGCAGAUUGGGGAUGAGUUUCUUGGCAAUAACAUCUGAUUAACUUUUAACCUCCCAUGCAACAUUCCAAAUUUUAUCUUACUCUCUACCAAAGGUUAAGGUAAAAGCUAAAACAUCAUAAACUUCUUUAAAGUUUUUUGUUAUAAUUUUAAAUAGGUUUGCAAUUUUACUUGAGUAAGUGACAUGCCAUACAAAAUGAUAGUUUUUUUUUCUGUAGGGGUAUUUAACAGCAGUUACAGAAUUAAAACUCAGUUCCAUCUCAUGCAGCAGGGGCACAUCAUCUUCAGCAUUUUUCACAAUGGAAAUAGGAAAUAUCAUCAAAAUAAUGCAGGAUGGAGGAGGAUCAGGGAAUCAGUUAAAGCUGUUUCGGAUUUUCUCCAGUGCUGUCGUAUUUCCUCCAUUCAUGUAUUCUGGCCUGUUAUGAUUGCCCAGAUAUUGUAGCAUUAAUUGCACGUAGGCCCUAUGCAAUUUCAUGUUCACCAAAACCAUCAUAAGUGGUAGGUCACCAUCAACGUAUUUUGAUUAUAGUCUGUUUUUGCCUUUUCGCGAGUGUUAGCGAUCCUGGAAAUUAUUGUUUGCCAUAUUGACUCAAGGACGUCAUACUGUAUAUCCUCAGAUGACUUCCACCAUUUGCCAUUUUAACCGAGGCAAUAAUCCAUUUCUUUUAAAUCAUUUGGCAACAGUGGACAUACAAGUUUCAUGUAAAGACCUUAAGCAUUUGUGUACCAAUGUGCAGAGAGACAUUCCUAAACUACUGAUAAUUUCAACAUGCCUAAUCUAUGUACGAUAUGAUAUGGCUUCUUGCAGGAGGUUAAAUUAUUCAUGAAUCUUGUUUUGUAAAUGGAUGUAUAUUUGCAAGGGAAUCGAUGACUAAAUUGUAUCCAGAAGCUAAUGCAACACUUUCUCACAAAAUAAUUGGAAAUAAAGCAAAUUUUCUCCUCAUGCUAUCCUAAACAAUUAGAGAUAUCCUUUUAGAGUGAAACUUGACAUUUUUGUUCUUCAAUGAAUCUUAAGGUAUCUUUAUGUGUAAUUAAAAAUGUAGAUCCAAAUUCCUUCUGUUCCCAUUUCUAGCACUGUAAGAAUAUUCAGAUCUGAACUUAUAGAGGUGCGGUUGGAGGCUUUGAUAACACAUCCCAGUGUUACCAUUCAAUCAGAUGGUCCAUGUUUCAUUUGGUACCCAUUGUUCACAUGUAUCUGGCCUGUUCGAGCACUUGCAAAUUUCAACCAAGCAUUUUCAUCAAGAGAGGAAAUAAAUGAUAUGAUCAGAACUUCUUCAUUGCCCAUCGAUUACUUGUUGGUUGCCUAGAAAGUACAAUUCCUGUGUUCAUAGUAUUAUAAGAGCUGAGAUAAUCUAAAGAAGAUCUAGAAAAGGAGAAGUGAGUGCCAAGAUAGCCAAAGCCUGACCGUAUUGACCACGUGCCAGAAUACCAACUAGUCACUUGAGUUUGCAAAUAUAUAUUUAUGGGAGGAAUUCAUUUGAGUAGCCAACAUUCUGAUGAUCUAAUGGCUGCAGAAGACCUUGCUGCAAUAUCUGAGCUAACUACUCAGAUGAUCACUUCUUAGAAUCCUUCCUCUAUGCUACAACUUUCUGCUUUAUCCCUCAGUCUGGACCAUUAACCCUGGUCCUGCAUGUGCUUGCAAACUUCACUUAAUAUUACAUAGAAGGAGAGGUAGUCAUGGUUUUCACUCAGUUAUGUGUAUGUUAGGCUUAUCACAAAGCAGAAAAUGUCAGAAUACAUCUAGAGGACAGGUAAAAUAAAUACUCUCCUUAUAUGGCAGAUCUAUUGAUCAGAAGGACAGAACUAAAAACCUGGCUUUUUUUUACCAGCACGAAAGGCUGUUAUGAAUCUGAGUUGAUUCAGACAAUUUCCUGUAAAUUGUACCCAUCUCCUUCAAAGUGGAGUGGCUAACUAACAUAGAUUCCCUGAUGUAAUUUUCUAAACAAUGCUGUGAAAAUUUGAAUAAAAUAUAGUGCUGCAAAUCUGCAACUGUAUGUGCUGUGUUAUCUCACACUGGCAUGAACCCAGUCCUGAUAUAGUUAUGUGUUUAUAUGGAGAUGUAUAUAUGUACCUUUUUCUAUUUUAAAAUUUCAGAAAGUUUCUUGCAACUGGAAAAUGCACAUGCAAGAUAUCAUCUGAUUUCUCAAUGAUUUCGUAUCGAAAGAAAGAAAGCAAAGUGCAGUUUAGUACCAGAGCUUUUCAUGGGCUGGCUUGAUUUUCAAUCUAGACGUACAAAAAUUGAAUAAUUAAGACUAAGAUGGCAUGUGUACCGAGGAAAUGAGUAGGGGAUUAUCUAAAUGGCCAGAUUAACUAUUCUGUUAAAUGUUUACAAUAUGUAGAUUUAGUGUCAAGAUCUCUUCAAUUUCAUAUCAAUUUGUGCAUUUGCUGUGCAGAUUCCAAUGUUAAGGUCAAUUCAUAACUUCCACCCUGCUUAUUGUUCACUCUUCCUUAAAGAAAUCAAAAAUAUACUGUAUUUCUAUAUCACAGAAUUAGUCAAUAAACUUUA
Messenger RNA from Hypanus sabinus (Atlantic stingray), 7627 nucleotides. RefSeq names its product immunoglobulin superfamily, member 9Bb (gene igsf9bb). Gene Ontology annotation, molecular function: protein binding. The record is from RefSeq and is a predicted model, not a curated record. Bases 316 to 4335 code for a protein of 1339 amino acids. Gene Ontology annotation, biological process: cell-cell adhesion. NCBI's taxonomy places the organism in Eukaryota, Metazoa, Chordata, Chondrichthyes, Myliobatiformes, Dasyatidae. The transcript has 18 exons.